CAUCCUAUUCAUUGUUAUAAUACAAUAAUGCUGGUGCCAGUCACUUGCCUUGGUAAAGUCGUAAAGAACAGCUGUUGCGUAUGGACAAAUCAUCCACCACAUUCCAUGAAAAACACGACGAAAAAACUGGUUAUACUUUUCGCCUGAUCAAAAAAAGAAGUUUUUAUUUUGAAAGGGAACAUGCACUGGCUGUAUUCAACAAUUUACAUUUAUUUGCGUCAAUCCUGUAGUGGUAACCCUGAACCAUAUGACUGAUAAUCAUGGCUGCUGCGUUGCCAAUAGUAAGUCCCGGACGGCCCGGGUCGGACUCCAAAGGCAGUACCCCCAGGGCAAGUUUUUUUAUUAUACAACUUUAGGAGUUAGCUGAUUGAUUUUGAAUGCUGAAAGGAGUUCAAUGAUUAGGAUGAUUUUUCGUCCAAAUUGAAUUUACGCGGCCGAGCACCGAGUCGAGGAGUAAUUUAAAAUGACUGAAACCGUAUCCGAAGUAUACGAUCUGGCCUAUCCGAGCCCUAUCACGCUGAAAGAAAUCUCAUCCAUCGCAGUAGUUGCUAAAUUAUGGCGCAGGGAAAUCUACGCAUACCUCGAAAGUAAUAAUUCGCGCAAAUUUAUUUUGCCUAAACAUAUUCGGCUGAAAAAUCUAAUACCUGAUAUGCCAUCGACCAUCUACAAUCAACUGUCCAGCUAUACGAUGUUUAGAAAAUCGAUCAAGGAAUGGGUAUGGUAUCAUCGUGGUAAAGUUUUCAGCUCAGAGAAUAACUAUAGCACCGAGGGCAGUUGUCUUAAUGACAUAUUAAGCCGUUUCCACGAUUUUUCAUGGGACUGGAAUGGCGCUAUUCAUUACGUUCGUACAGCAAAAAGGAUGCUGCAGUGCGAUCGAUUCUCUCUCGAGGAGAAAUUCAUAAUCGCUUGUCUGUAUUGUUUCGAAGAUGAUAUCAAACGAAUUUGGCCCUCUGUCAGCACGAAGAUAGAUUUGAAGAAAUUUGGGUUGUAUGAAUUUCCACAAUUGUUCUACUGGGCGAACGAACUACACAUGUCACCCUAUUCAAGUUAUCCACUUGAUCACGAUUUAUCUAUAUAUGAAAUUCUCAGUUUGAGCAAUCCUCAUAACAGUCAUAACCACUCAUCUCUGGAGUAUUUUUGGAAUCGAAUACCUUUUAAUAGGAGGGAGGCAACGGUUAUUUUAAUGCAUAUAAAAUACGUCGAAUUAUUCGCAAGGUUCAUUGUACAACAAUUAAGAGAACACGAACUGGAAGUGUUUCUCGCUAGACGUGCUUCCGGUUUGAUAUUCAGUCUUUUAAUAUGCGAUUUUGGACGAUGCAGCGUUCUUCCUACUUGGAUGUAUAUUAGAAACAAGAUGAGUGGAGAUCAAUUCCAUAUACUGAUUAUGGACCUGCUGUUUAUAGAGGCUAUGGGUGACCUCAUUGAAGAGUCAUUGACACUUUGUCUUGAGAUAUGGUACAGUUCUCCUCAGCAUAUCAAACAACCGAUAUUUGAUGAUUUGGUUUUCAAGGAGCAGCGGUUUCUCAGAUUCAGAUGGACAAUUAGGCCAUCGAAACCGAAACGAAUGAAAUUGCUAAUCGCCGUAUUACACGAUGCCACAUUGGAAGAGAGAAGCGCAUUUUGGCACAAACAUUGGCGUGCUUUGAUCCGCGGCACUGUAAUCAAAGAUUUAUAUGAAUUGAUCAAGUUGUGCUUUCGAAACGAAGAUGAAAUAAGUUUAUUUAAAAGCGACAUCAUGUGCAAGUACGCAAAUAUCGAAUAUUAUUGCAUCACGUACCUGAAAGAAGGUCGUGUCAAUAAAUUAAACGAGUAUUUAGAUUUUUGCUGCAUUGACAAGCAAAAAAGAAGGCAACUGAAGCAGCGAUUAUUACGCGAAUAUUGUUUUUCGAAGGUCAACGACCGGCUGUAUCACGCAUUCAAACCGCUGAAUAAGUUCAUCGAUGAUGCUUUUGAAAGGAACGAUGAUCGGGUUGAAUUUAAAAACCAAUUUAUCUCGUCUCCUAGAACCGAGAAGUUUUUGAUCGAAUGUAUUAGCGAAGGUGACUUCAUGCUUCCUAUGGAAUUCGUUGAUACUUUUGUUUCGGAGCAACAAGCCAUUGUGUCGUUGAAAUCUCGCUUAUUUGAUCGUUUCAAAGAGCAGCUGAUUGAUGGUUGGUUUCGUACUGUUCAGCGUGUGAAUAUCGAUCAUGUACGAAGAAUUUUGAUCUGGUUGUUGGGUAAAGAAGACGAAGUUACCAGAUUCAAGCAAUCGUUACCGGUUGAUAAUAUUUUUCGUAACAUCGUGAAAAAGAGAGGUACAAGGAGAGCUGGCGAUAAACGCAAUGAAUUUCAAGGCAAGCUCGAUAAUUUUUUGAAGUGGUAUUUCAACGAAGAUGGUAAAAAAAUUGAAAGUUUUAAACGACGGUUUCCUAAAAUGAAUUAAAGUUGUUGGUUCCUCGUUCCUAGGAUUGUGUGGUUUUUAAAAUUGAAACUGGUUAUUCUAAUUACCCACUAAUUUCGUGUUAGAUUUAUCCAAUUUAGUGUAAAUUGCGUACAAUAUAUGAUAUCUUUUUGAAGGAUU
This is a messenger RNA of Planococcus citri (citrus mealybug), 2560 nucleotides long. RefSeq lists its product as uncharacterized. The coding region runs from base 464 to 2422 and encodes 652 amino acids. The record is from RefSeq and is a predicted model, not a curated record. NCBI's taxonomy places the organism in Eukaryota, Metazoa, Arthropoda, Insecta, Hemiptera, Pseudococcidae. The transcript is spliced from 3 exons.